GGGAGGCAACGCUGCCUAGGAGCGCGGCGUGCGCACCGCAGGGACGCACUGAUUGACAGUCGGAGGCACUGAGCUCGCCGCGCGGCACACUAGCGGAGCUCGCAAAUUCUUCCCAGCCCUCACCCGCCUCGUCAAAGACAACUCUGUGUAACACCAGCCAGAGCAGCCUGGCGCAAACAAGGGAGGCUCUUUCUCUCCAUCCCCUCGGACUCGGGAGUCUUCUAAAUAAAGCAGGAAAAGGAACGCAGCUGCUAUCCCAUCCCCGCUUUACCUGUUCUGGACCCUAACCUGGCGUUCUGAAGUCCCCUGGAAACGGGAGUGGAUGGACUAAAAGGUCAGGUUGCACUUUGCAAUCUGAGAAACAUUUUCUCGGUUUCUUUUUGUGGAGUAAAAGGACUGCGACUUUCUUUCGGAAUCAUUUUGGGGUUGAUUUUUGUUUAUUCUGAAAUCCGGCAUAAUUGUGGCGCGAUCGUGAGUCAUAUUACAAACCCUGGAGCCCGUGAACACUGCUUUUCAUUAUUUUUAAUUGGAAUAACGGCCAGAUAAUCAGGAGACUCUCGGGAGGAAUUUUUGGUGCGUAAUUUGGUCGAUGCGUGCGGGUGCUGAGCCGCAGAAGUAGUUGUGCCUCCCUUGUUUUUUUCCACGUUUAAUACCCCAUUUUUUCCAUGGAGUAGUCUGAAUCACAGGUAAAGACUUGAAAGGAGCGGGUUUAUUCUGUUUCGCCUGGAACAAACAGGCGGCUCUGAUGCGCAGAUUCUCCGUAGUAUGUGGUAAAUGACCAAUGGGGAAUCAUGAACAGCUCUUCAGAACUCGAAGAUGGGACUCGGCAUAAAAACCAGAAUUUCUGUGAGUGUGUGCCCAGCUCCUCCCAGCUCAAACACCGCUGGUCAGACUCAGAAAGUGCCAGGGAGACACCGGCCAAGAAAAUGAGCUGCAGCUACCUGCUCUGCACCAUACUGCUGUUCGUGGCUGUGCUGCUGGCCGUCACUGUAACUGGCACCAUACUUUUUAUGAAUCACUACCAGGCCCCGCCCAUGUCCGAUGGCCUGCCACACAUCUCCACCAAUCAGGAUGAAGCUAACGCGCUGGUCACGGUCGAGCGAGGCGACGGCUCUCGCAUCAACAUAUUCAUCGACCCCAACUGUCCCGACUACAACAGUAACUUUUUGCGCCUGGAGGGUGUGCAGACGUCACUGCUGCACUCGCUAUCCGACCACGACUCUGACCUGAAGUCAGUGAAAGGCCAGGACCGGGCUCUUCUCGUCAGUCUGGCUGAGGAGGUGGCCAAGCUGUCAGCCCACGCGGGGCAGCUGAAAAUGGACUACGAGUCCCUGCGUAGGGGGCAGGGCAGCCUGGGGCAAGACCUGAACACACUGCAGACAGAGCAGGGCCGCCUCAUACAGCUGCUGUCGGACAGUCAUAUCCAAAUGGUGAAGAUGGUGAACUCGGUGAGUGAUUCUCUGAACGCCAUGCAGAAGGAGAACAUGGGCCUGAAGGCACGUGUCAAGGCUGACCUGAUGAAGGGCCCCGUCAGAGGGGCCCGCUUCAAGGGCUGCGCCAACGGCUCGCGUCCCCGUGACUGCGGUGAUCUGUACGCCAGCGGCCAGCGAGAGGACGGCAUCUACUCCGUGUUCCCUGUGCACCACCCUGCAGGCUUCCAGGUCUACUGCGACAUGACCACAGACGGAGGAGGCUGGACGGUGAUCCAGCGCAGGGAGGAUGGCUCGGUCAACUUCUUCAGAGCAUGGGAGUCCUACCGUGAGGGAUUUGGCAAGAUCACCGGUGAACACUGGCUCGGGCUGAAGCAGAUCCAUGCUCUGUCCAUCCAGGGGAACUAUGAGCUGCGGAUCGACUUGGAGGACUUUGAAAAUAGCACCGCUUACGCCCAGUAUGGAACCUUUGGAGUGGGCCUCUUCUCCGUCGACCCUGAUGAUGACGGCUAUCCUUUGACUGUGGGAGACUAUUCUGGCAAUGCAGGUGACGCUCUGCUGAAGCACAAUGGGAUGAAGUUCACCACCAAAGACCGGGAUAACGACCACUCGGAGAACAACUGCGCCUCCUUCUACCACGGGGCCUGGUGGUACCGCAACUGCCACACCUCCAACCUGAACGGGCAGUACCUGCGGGGCCAGCACACCUCCUACGCCGACGGCAUCGAGUGGUCCACCUGGACCGGCUGGCAGUACUCCCUCAAGUUCUCCGAGAUGAAGAUAAGACCCACCCGUGACCAAGACAAAAAAUAAGACAGACAACAGGAAAAAGUUACAAACAUUACCAACCACAAUUUCUGACAGCUAGGCGGAGUUUCUUGAUAUAGUUUAUUCACUAAAACAUACCUCUGUGAGUUUAGUUCCCUCCCUAUGUUUCGCUUCCUUUUUGCUCCCCCAUCAUUCAGCUACUAGUGUCAUGCAGGCUACCAUUAUUCUUCCUCAUGGUCCCUUUCUUGAAAAAAUAACCAUCAUCAUGCAUAUUUCUGAUCGCUCAGCUCACAAAAGCAACAUACCAGAGCUCUGAAAUCCACAGUCCACUGAGCUAGCUUUACUCAGUCUGACAUGGCGGUCCAAGCAUCGCCGGCAGGAUCACACACCAGUAAUUCGCUCCUGACAUGUGGCUCUGACCUCCCAUCUGCGCUGACAUGGCACUUCAAUUGUGGUUCAGUCUCACUGCCCAUAGCUGUAUAAUCUGUGAACGCUCCAAAUAUAGUAUAAAACAAACAAACCCUUCACAAAAAAGUGAAAAAGGAGAUACAAGAUCCUCCAGCGGUGAGGAGAGACAGCGCAGUGGUAUACUGUGUCACAUUUACAUCCCUGAUCCGUGUGGAUGAGACCCAGCAGGGUUAGGGGGAAGGAGUGCGGCAACUCAGAUGAUUUGAAAGAGACAGAGAUGGAGAGAACGGGGAAACAAUUUGACAAGAGUUAAAUUAGUCGAGAAAGAAAGGGGGCAGUGCGAAUCAAAGGCGAGUGAGGAAGUGGAAGGAGAGGAGGUGCAAAAAGAAAAAUGGGAAAAAGAAAGAGACAACGCAGUAUCUCAUUCAUCUGACUUGGGCCAUUAGGGAGCAUAUUGGGCACUUUGUCUGAUCUGCCUGCCAGCUGAGUACUGGCCAACUGAUGCAGCACUCACAGAUGGUAACCCAGCACGCUGUGUGUGUGUGUGUGUGUGUGUG
Messenger RNA from Trematomus bernacchii (emerald rockcod), 3163 nucleotides. It is a transcript of the gene fibcd1, whose product is annotated as fibrinogen C domain containing 1. The transcript is spliced from 8 exons. The record is from RefSeq and is a predicted model, not a curated record. NCBI's taxonomy places the organism in Eukaryota, Metazoa, Chordata, Actinopteri, Perciformes, Nototheniidae. Bases 792 to 2243 code for a protein of 483 amino acids.